Aedes albopictus (Asian tiger mosquito) is the source of this 2290-nucleotide messenger RNA. It is a transcript of the gene barc, whose product is annotated as 17S U2 SnRNP complex component HTATSF1. Bases 219 to 2204 code for a protein of 661 amino acids. Gene Ontology annotation, cellular component: U2 snRNP; U2-type spliceosomal complex. The record is from RefSeq and is a predicted model, not a curated record. The transcript is spliced from 5 exons. NCBI's taxonomy places the organism in Eukaryota, Metazoa, Arthropoda, Insecta, Diptera, Culicidae. Gene Ontology annotation, molecular function: RNA binding. Gene Ontology annotation, biological process: mRNA splicing, via spliceosome.
GUUUACGUUUUCUCCGUGCGUUCUGCAGUUUUCUUCGGUGCAGCAGCAGCGAUCUGCUGUUGGUGCGUUCGGUCGGAACCGGUGAAUUGUAAUUUCGGGCGGAUAAAUCGCGUGUUAUCGUCGCGAAGUUAGGUGAAAGUGAAUAAAAGAUAGUGCUUAUCAGUGCUUCAUUGCAGUUGCUGAUCCGUGUCAAGGAAUUUGCAGACGCACCACUCACCAUGUCUGACAGCGCUGAAAGCGCGACACCCACCGACGCUGCCGCUGCUCCCAUUUCUGCAGCAUCAGCUGAUGAUGACAACCUUGUUUCCCCGUCAUCGGCACCUCCUGUUAGCAAUAAUAGUGAAGUAAAUAGCGAUGCAAUGAGCGAGACUACUGGUAGUAUCGAAAAUGUCUCAGCCACUUCCGCCGCGGGGACGUCUGAUGUUUCUCUAAAAUCCGAUUCGAUCCUCUCGGAUUCGGAGAAUGCCAACAACGAGAAUCGAGUGAUUGAAAUGGAGGGUGCAACGAAUCCGGCUGGGCCGGAAAGUGUCGAAGCGGAAGAAACAUGCACCGUGAAAGUGGAUGAACCGGAAUCUUGUGCGAAAAGUGAUGACAAAAGCCAGUCACAGGACAAGUACGCGGAGCAUGUUAGUUACGACGAGCAGGGAGAAGCAAUCUAUACCGAUCCGGAAACCAAGUAUCGAUACAAGUGGUGCAAGGUGAAGAACGAGUGGAUUCCGUUCGAUAGUGAACAUUACCGGUGGUGUACGGAAAGUGAAAAGUGGAUUCCCAAGGACAACCCAAAGGAAACGGAACAUUACCGGUGGUGUGAGGAGACGAACCAGUGGAUUCCGAAGCAGCAGGCUUCGGAACAGGGUAGUGUCUACAGCUCCGAAGAUGGAGUGCAUCAUUAUAGGGACAAGGAAGGGAUGGUGCAUUUCUAUGAUGAAGAGAAGAAGGCAUGGUUUCCGAAGGUAGACGAUGAUUUCAUGGCUAGGUAUCAGUUGAGUUACGGGUUUGGGAAUGCUGAUGAGGGUAAGGAAAGUUCCGCGAAAGAAGAAGAAGAAAUUCCUGAGGAUUCGGAGGAAGAAGAAGAACCAAUGCCGGAGGAACCUCCCAAGCCGCAGGGCAAAAAGCGGAAAGCUCCUCCGGAACCGCCCAAGUGGUUCGAGUUGAAACCGGAACAUAACACAAAGGUUUAUGUGUCCAAUCUUCCGCUGGACAUUACGGAAGAGGAGUUCGGUGAACUGAUGUCCAAAUGCGGAAUGGUGCUGAAGGAUCCACGGACGAACAAGUUGAAGCUUAAACUGUACCGCGAUGCAAAUGGGGAGCUGAAAGGCGAUGGAUUAUGCCACUAUAUCAAGAUUGAGUCGGUUGAAUUGGCGCUCAACAUUUUGGACAAUUAUGACAUCCGUGGGCACAAGAUCCGCGUUCAGCAGGCCGAGUUCCAGCUCAAGGGCGAGUACAACCCGGCGCUGAAGCCGAAAGUCAGGAAGAGGGAAAAGGAGAAGAUCCGCAAGAUGCAGGAAGCAUUGUUCGACUGGCGCCCGGAAAAGAUGCGCGGCGAACGGUCCAAGCAUGAGCGGAUCGUCAUCAUUAAGAAUCUGUUCGAGCCGGAGCUAUUCGAGCGGGAGGUCCAUCUGUUGCUGGAGUACCAGGGCGACCUGCGGGAGGAGUGCAACAAGUGCGGAACCUGCCGCCGGGUUGUGCUGUUCGACCGCCAUCCGGAGGGUGUGGCCCAGAUCACGAUGAGCGACCCGGAGGAAGCCGACCUGGUGGUCAAACUCAUGAACGGGCGGUUCUUCGGCAAGCGCAAGCUGACGGCGGAGAUCUGGGACGGGCGGACCAAGUUUAGAGUUGCCGAAACCGAGGCGGACGUCAACAAGCGUCUGGGCAACUGGGAAAAGUAUUUGGAGAAAGAGGAAGCAGCGGCAUCCACCGAAGCACCCAAACAGCAGCAACCCACCGAGAACGCACCGGCCACGACGGCCACACCUGCCCCACCUGCGGAGGUGAAAAGCACCCCGGAGAAAGAGGAAAACGGCGACAAACCGCAAAUUGCUGCGGCGGCGACGCCGGCCGAUGACGAUAACAAUCCGGCCGGUGGUGACGGUAACGAUGCGGAACCGCCGACGACAACCAAACCGCAGCCGCCUCCGGCCAGCGACGACCUCGAGGUAGAUGACGAUGACGACAACGAUUCGUCUCAAGUGGAAACAAACUAAAAAUCAACAUAAAUUACGAACAAUUGCAAAAAGUUAAAGGUUUGUUCUAGAAUAAAACGGUACUUGCAUCGCAGCCCCGCACCGUA